Messenger RNA from Lytechinus variegatus (green sea urchin), 9271 nucleotides. RefSeq names its product host cell factor 1-like. Gene Ontology annotation, cellular component: histone methyltransferase complex. The transcript has 25 exons. Gene Ontology annotation, biological process: chromatin remodeling; regulation of DNA-templated transcription. Gene Ontology annotation, molecular function: transcription coactivator activity; protein binding. The record is from RefSeq and is a predicted model, not a curated record. The coding region runs from base 30 to 3923 and encodes 1297 amino acids. Lineage: Eukaryota; Metazoa; Echinodermata; Echinoidea; Temnopleuroida; Toxopneustidae.
GGAAUAUUGCAUUGUGGGAAAGAGACAAAAUGGCGGCUCCCAUACUAAAAUGGAAGCGUGUGACAAAUACGACUGGUCCAAGCCCCCGACCUCGCCAUGGACAUCGAGCCGUCGCAAUCAAAGACCUUAUGGUAGUCUUCGGCGGUGGGAAUGAGGGGAUCGUGGAUGAACUCCACGUUUACAAUACAGCUACUAAUCAGUGGUUUGUACCAGCAGUAAGGGGGGAUAUCCCUCCAGGCUGUGCAGCUUAUGGCUUUGUCAGUGAUGGCACCCGUCUCUUCAUAUUUGGGGGAAUGGUGGAGUAUGGAAAGUAUUCAAAUGAGCUUUAUGAACUCCAAGCUAGUAGAUGGGAAUGGAAGCGACUCAAGCCCAAGACUGCCAAGAGUGCACCCCCUCCAUGCCCUAGACUUGGUCACACAUUCACCAUGCUUGGCAGCAAAGCAUACCUCUUUGGAGGACUUGCUAAUGAUAGUGAUGAUCCAAAGAAUAAUAUACCUAGGUAUCUUAAUGAUCUCUACUCACUUGAGCUGAGAUCAGGCUACUCUAAUAUGAUAUGGGAUAUACCCCUUACCACAGGACCUUCCCCUCCACCUAGAGAAUCACAUACCUGUGUAGGCUAUGCUCCAAAAGAUGGCACUUUUAAUCGACUCAUUGUGUAUGGUGGUAUGAGCGGUUGUCGGCUCGGGGACCUUUGGCAACUCAAUAUGGAUACACUCACGUGGGUCAAACCUGAACUCAAUGGACCCAACCCUCUACCAAGGAGCUUGCACUCUGCCACGGUCAUUGGAAACAGAAUGUUUGUGUUUGGUGGCUGGGUACCCCUUGUGAUGGACGAUGUCAAAGUAGCAGCUCAUGAAAAGGAAUGGAAGUGUACCAAUACUCUCGCUUCUCUCAAUUUAGCAACCCAUACAUGGGAGCCACUUGCCAUGGAGGUGUUUGAGGAGGCUGUUCCCAGGGCUAGGGCUGGACAUUGCUCCGUUGCUAUCCAUACUAGACUCUAUGUAUGGAGUGGAAGGGAUGGAUACCGCAAGGCAUGGAAUAACCAGGUGUGCUGCAAAGAUCUUUGGUUCUUAGAGACUGAGAAACCGAUGGCCCCAGGGAGGGUCCAGCUGGUACGAGCUAGCACCACCACCCUAGAAGUAUCAUGGGGUGCUGUAGUUACAGCUGAUGCCUAUUUACUGCAGCUUCAGAAGUAUGACAUGCCCCCUACCUCAAGUGCAGCUUUACCCACUGGGGGUAGCGCUGCUCCCGCUAAACCAAUCCAAUCACCUAUCAAAACACAAGCGACCACCACGUUUCGGGUGGUGGCUCCAGGCUCCUCGGCCACUUGCCCUAUUCAGUUGAUCAAAAAUACACCAGGAGUUAAGAUUCAGAGCCCGACCUCUUUGUCUGGGUCAGCAGGGGCCAGUUCACUCAUUAAACUCAGCAAGCCUACUCCUGGUGUCCAGUCACAGAACACCCUGAGUGGUAUCGUAGCUCUUGCCGAGGCUGCUGCAGGGACGCAGAAGAUGACCAGUACCACUGCAGUCUCACCAACCCCCAACAAACCACUCCUAACCACAGGAGGGUCUAACUUGACCCUAGUGACCCGUACCAUGCCAGGAGGGGUCAGUGUCACAUUACCACAAGGGGUCAAGCUGACCACCGCAGCAGGAGGCGGACUCAAGAUGGCCACAGCUGGUGGCAAACCUCAGGUGGUAUCGGCUAUGGUUUCAGGCACCACUAAGACGGUUACUCUCGUGCAGAAUGCUGGUGCAACCAAGACAGGUAGUGUAGGUCCAGGUACUACCAUCGUCAAGCUCGUCUCAACCACCCAGGCUGGAGGCAAACCUACGACCAUCAUUACCCCUAUCAGCCAGGCAGGGUUGAAAGGUCAACCCACCAUACUGGGCAUUAGUAGCAUCACAGCAGGUCAGCAAGGAAAGAGUAUCAUCAAGACCAUUCCAGUUGGUAAAGCAGGUGUAGCCAAUACUGCAACCAGCAAGACACCCACCAUUGUUACAGUAACCACCAAGAUGUUGACUGGAGCUACGGGUACUCCUACCAAGUUUAUCACAACCGGAGGGGUUGGUGGUAAGCAACAGAAGAUAGUCUUAACCACCCAAGCAGGUGCCUCUCCUACCAUCCUAUCAGGAACACUCAAAGGUCUUGGUGCAGGGAAUUCCCCCAUCACCAUCAUCCGUGCUGUAGCCCCCCAGGGUUCCUCCCCCGGGGCCAGCGGUCAGGUGGCAGGUAACACUAUUCAGAUCAUUACCAAGGGUGGUGCUAAGAGUACCCUCAACCAGGCCAGUGCUGCUAAUCUACUCAAAUCACUGUCCACCUCUCAAGGCCUGACAUCACCACUUACUAUCACCACCACUGCUAAUUCAUCUGGAGUCACAACUAAGCUGGUCACCAUUCCUAUUUCAGCCCUGACGGGGGCAGCAUCCACCAGCGUUUCCCCUGCCAUUAACACAGUCACUUCUACAGUAGCACAGGUUGCCUCCAACACAGCGGCUGUGCAGAAAACUACUUCCCCUGUGGCAUUGAGCACUGUAAGUACAGCACAGACUACACUUAUAUCAACGGUAGGCACCAAACCUACAGUCAGCUCACCAAGUACAGAUCAACAGAAGGUGGCUGAAGAUUCAACAGAAACGAAACCUACACCAACAGAAGAAAGCAAGGAUAGUUCAGAAGCACAACCAACGACAGAAACGACGACGGCACCAGCUGCUGAUCCAGCUCCCACAACACAAGAGGCUGCAACCCCUGCCACUACAGAAGCAUCAGAGGGUGAUGAUGCGACAAAGAAAGAAGAGAAGCCUUCAGAACCAGCAGAGUCACAACAAAAAGAACAACAACCGGAAGAACAUCCGAAGGUGGAACAACCAGAAGCCACCCCCAUGGAAACAGACCCCUCCCCCGCCCCUGGUACAGGGAUACCGGCAGAGUCUACGGAUACCACCAAGACCAACGGGGCCCCUGCUGAAGAGACCAAGGAUAAGGCCUUGGAUAAUGGAGCUAUGGGAGAAGAGCAGAUGGAUACCAAGGAUGCCAACCAAGAUGCAGAUUCAGAUCCAAAGUCUAUUGCCAUGACGAUGGCAUCCCUUGCUAAUUCAGCUGGUCCUCCAGUGAUGACGGCUAAACCUGUCACAAAUGGACUUGACGCCAAAUCGGAGGAUGGCAAGUCAGCGAUAGGCCAAGCCAUUCAGCUUGCCAAGAAAGAUGGCAACCAGUGGUAUGAUGUAGGAAUAGUCAAGUCUACCACCACGACAGUAGCACACUAUCACUUACCAUCAGAGAUUAUCAACAGAAAUGAAGAUGAUAUCGAUGUUGUGAGUGUACCAGAUCACAGUUUCCUCAAGAAGCAGGAGCUUCACCCAGGCACGGCUUAUAAAUUCAGGGUAGCUGGUAUCAACGCCUGUGGGAGGGGUCCAUGGAGUGAGAUCUCUGCAUUCAAGACAUGUCUGCCUGGGUUCCCAGGAGCACCUUCGGCUAUUAGAAUCAGCAAGAGUCCUGAUGGAGCCCACCUAUCAUGGGAGCCUCCGGCAAACACCAAUGGUGAGAUCCAGGAGUAUUCUGUCUACCUUGCCGUACGUAGCACCAUGGGCGGUGCCUCAGGAGAUGCCAAGCCUGCUACCCCAGCCCAGCUAGCCUUUGUCCGGGUGUACUGCGGGCCCAAUCCAUCCUGUGUCGUGAGCUCAGCCAACCUGGCAGCAGCUCACAUCGACUGCACCAGCAAACCUGCUAUCAUUUUCAGAAUCGCUGCACGUAAUGUCAAGGGGUAUGGACCAGCCACUCAGGUAAGAUGGCUUCAAGACAAUCAAACUGCUGCUAAACCUACAACUACUGUCGCUGCCAAGAGACCAGCAUCCUCUCAAGAAAGUCCAAUGGUGAAGAAGGUGAAAUCAGAAAGUGAAGGAGAUUCCAAAACGGCAUAAAAGGAAGGAAAAUAAUACUGUAUCACCAGAACAAACAGCUGAAUUCAAGCAUGGAAGCAUGGUGGAAAGCACAUUUAUUGCACAAGAAAAUGAAUUUCUAUGAAGAGACAUUGACCUUUUGACCUUUCUUGAACAAAUUAGUGAAUGAGAGUCAUCAAAGUCAACAUAUUACCUGCCCAAGUCUACAAUGUUUUAACCUACUUUGUGCUUUGUUAUUAUUUUCUGUUCAGGGCAAAGUUAGAUAAAGGUGAAUGUAUUUGAUGCAAACCGGAGACAGUAGAUGUAUCCUUUGACUUUUGCAUUCAGCUAAAUUUGAUGUGAUUGCAAAAAUGGAGUUACAGUAAACAUUGAAUUGCAUGGAAUUGGAUGGGAUUUUCUUUUUAAAGCAAGCCUACUCGUUUAAUAAGAUUUGCAGUUGGAGCUGAUUUCCUAUCUAAUUGGGUUAUGGAGAAAAAAAUGAAUAUGGCAUUACUUAUAAUUAUUAAUGAUAAUAGAGGCUGCUCAUACACCUUUACAUUCCAAUGGUCUCACAUAUAAACCAACAGGGUGAAAAGUAGCACUAUCAUUGAGAAAGAAAUCAAAAGAAUGAAAACAGGCCCAGUUCUUUUUUUCUUUUUAUUUUCAUAUCACUUACUACCCAGAAAGUUAGAAGUUGUCCCAAAAGUGUUGUCCCAAACAAAGUGAAAUUGCUUGAAUGCUAUGUAAAAUUGCAGACGCGAAGCAGACGAAUGGAUUGUAUAUUCGACAUGGACUAGGCAGUUGGAGUGCACGAGUGAUACACAAAGCAAGAUGUGGGCAGCCCUUCCAAAGUAUCUAAUUCAUGACAAAUGCACAAUCUUUGUGCUGCCCGAUCGUGUAUGCAUGGAAUUUUAUGCAAUUUAUUAUUGAUUCCAGUACAAACAAACAAGGUCAUGGAGCUCAAGCCAGCAAGCAGAGCAAGAGUUUAGUUUGUUCAUCAAGCUGAUAGCUGCGCUUUAUGGUCAGGAUUGAUCGGGCUACCUCAUGCUCAAGCAAUGACAAGUGCAACAUGCAAUUCAGACUGGAUACAUGACUGGGUAUAUUAUUUUGCUUGAGUGAGUUGCGCUUCUUGCUCACUUCAUCUGUCUGAAGUAAGAUUACUUGUUCAUUAUCAAGUUCAUUUAGCAUGAAAAACAAAUCACUCACUGAAAACAAUUUUUGUUUGGUACAUCUUACGCCAACAUCGAAUGUCUAACUUCGACUUUCAGCGCCAGUGCAAAUUUGUAUAAUUCUAUGUCGCAAACAGGCAAUCUCUGCCGGCAUUUCGCAUUGGCUGCCAAAAUGCAUUUCAUUGACAAGCUUGGUGACAAAAGCGUUGUCGAUGACAGCACUAGUGAAAAGAACAUAAAUAGUACAGUCACACCUAUGAAACUGCAUAAAUAUGACCAAUAUUCAGUGAAGUAAUAAAGGGACUUCCUAUAGUAUGCAGUAAUUGAAUUCUUGAUUUAGGAUGAAUGAAGGAAAUAUUUGGAACGUGGCUCGGCCGACAAGUGUCCCACAGAGCUCUAUCCAGGAUUGUCUCACUAGUGAUUGCACCAUGGACCUACUAGUUGGUCAAUGAUUGCACCAACUGACAGAGUUUAUUACAGUUUACAGUCUGAUAUCUCAAGCCUCCUCUAAGAUACCGAUUCACCACUUUGGAAAUAAAUAACAAUAGAAUUGAAUUUCAGAGUUAUUUACAGUCAAUUCAAAUCUGGCAGAUUAAAAAGUGAUAUGAAUAAUAAUAUGAAGUACAUCUGGAGUAAAGGCAAAAUUGAUUUCAAAUCUCAAAACUAUUUUCAUCUCAUGUACAUUUGGAACAAAAUCUGCAUUUUCUCAAAGAAGGAGGCUUAUGACAUUCUCUUUGUAUGGCCAUUCAGAACUUUAACAAGCAUCUAUCGUGGGUUGUAUCCAAUUUAGAUAACUGGUGAUGAUAAAGGCAUAGAGUGCUCUAGGCGAUGAAGAAUAAAAAUCGUAUACAAGUUUAAAGUGGAUUUGAUAUUUGAUAAUCAAUUUGAAAACAGUAAGGCAGCUUUGAGGAAUGAGAGUCACAUUAAAUUUUGCUGAAUGAAAAAUGAAAAGCGCUCAACGGGAUGUCUUUAAUUAAAGGUAACAAUGCUUUAGAUUUUCACACUCUUUUUUUUUUUAAUUGUUCAUACAAAGUUAUCCUGUUCAUGAUUUUAUAGUAUAUUUGGUGCAUUGUUUGCAUUAUUGUUUCAGUUGAGUCAUAAUGUACAUGUUUUAGGUGGCAUUGUCUAAUAUAUAUAUUUAUUUUGUAUGAUAUUGUUAUGUUGGAGGAGAAAAGAACAGAUUGUACAUGAAGAAGUUUUUAAUUUGUUGUAAACAAAAAAUUUCAGAUAAGUAAAUGAUUUUUGAGUGAGGAAAUGUGUAUCACAUGUAUGUAAAAAGAGGAGUUCUUGUUUUAUUCUCAUAGAUGAAAUUGUAUUGAGAUAUGGUAAGAAUUUUUUGAAGAGUAAUGAAUUGGCAAGCAUUGACACAAUCUCUCAUGAAAAGGAAUUUACAGAUUUUAGAGUGAAGCACUCCGUAUUAAACUUCUUUUCCUCACAUUCUUUCAUAUUCUGUCGGAAACUGCUUAAGUGCCAUUGGUCGAAUUGCAAAAGGGCAUUUGAUGAUCGUGAUAAUAAGGGUAAUCAUAACAUAUGAAAGCAGAGCCAAUUAGCAUUGGCCAUUUAAUGUGUGGAAAGUAAGAUGUUUGUCUUUAAGACGAGUUAGCUUGUGAGGGCUGUGGAGGUAAUGGAUGUAUUAUUGUAAACCAUGAGGCACGGUUCUGUUUAUCAUGGUGAAAGAUAGCGAAAUAGCUGAUUGAUGGGGAGGAAACAAUUAUAGGCUGAAAUCCCUCCUUUUUGAAAAUAGCAAUUUCACUGACAUUGUUUUCACCAAUACAGCUAUUUCUUAUCAUUAGCAUGGUUUUCAAUAAGGGACACCUGAUAUUCUUUUCUUUGAAUUUCAAAAGCAAAGUCUCAUAGCAUCACAAAACUAUCUACCUUUCCAAUUUUCCAAUAAUGUUCACCUAAUUCUCUGAAAUUUCAGAUACAUGUAGUGACAGUAUAGCCAAAAAUGUUAUUUUCCAUAGAGUCAUGCUCAUCGCAACAAGUUACUGGGUGCUUGAAUCAUAUAUAUGUUAGAUUAAAUAGGAGAGGAUAUCACUGGUUCAGUAUUUGACAACUGAAGUUAAGACUGCUCUGAGAGUGUCUUGUAAUAUAUUGUGUAUAUUUCAUUUGAUGUUGAUGAUUUACAUUCACUGUAUGGUUAUCUAAUAUCCUUAUCUCUAUAAUUUGCAUGAAUCGGGAGGCAUGUUGUCAUAUCAAUAUGGAUAGUAGUAAACAAAUGUGUAAUCUGUAUCAUCAAAUUGUAAUUAUAUCUUGGAGAAAUAUUGCUUCGAUUUCAUUUCUUGUCUGGCCUGCAGGUUCAGCAAGAAAUAGAUUUGUAAGCUUUGUCAUUAUUUGUCCAAGGGCUGUAAAUUUGGCUUUUCUUUCCAAUAUUGAUUUUUUUAUGGAUUGUGAAUUACAGGUAUAUGAAAUAGAGAAAUUUAAUAGAAAGAAAUUUAGAGUUGGUGAAAGGAUGACCUAAAUUUCUGAUUUUAUUCAGAUUGCAAAAAAUACAAAUGAAAUAUGUUGAUUGUUAGGAUAAAGAAAUUUAGAAAAUUAGAAAGAGAAUGUGUGCGUGUGUGGGAGGAAAGAUACGAGAGUGAGAGAGAGAAAGAGGUAGUGUGUGAGAGAAAGAUCAAUAUAUUAAUGUUUUCUUAGAGCUUUGUAAAUACGCAAAUAGAUUUGAGAAAUGGCCUUAGUUUCGAAGUGACUAUUAUUCACCAGACUGUUGAUAUUUUAAGGGGAGUUUAGCUUUUAAUUUUUCAGGGAUUUUCAUGUUUUAACCAGCUCUCCACUUGGGUAUCAGAACCUGUACGAACGUCCAAAGAGAUUUUUUUUUCUUGUAAAAUAGUAAGCAAACUGUCAAGUAGUAUGUUUACAAUGCCCUCACCGCAUCCAUCAUUGAUACAUGACAGAAAUCCUCUAUCAAUUGGGUAAUUUGAUAUUGUUUCUUUUUUGUUCACCUUCACCUCAUACGAGAUGUGAUUGACUUUGGGCAUAUGAUGGUAAGUUUCGGAAGGGGCAUGCAAAGCACAUCAAUAACCUGUAUUGUUGUGAGAAAGAAUAUUAGAAAUAAACAUUCCAUGAAGGUGUAUUGUAUCUUCAUAUAAUUUGAUUUCUUUCAGGCCUGUGUGACUCUCACAAUCUUCUGAACAGACGAGGAUAACCAGCCUCCAAUGAAUUUAUAAGGGCUCUCAAUAGCAUAUCUUUUGUUGAAAGACAGCUGACAUAAAAGUUUCCACUGGACAGUCGGCAACAGCAAAUGUUUUCCAAUUUUGGCUGUAUAAUAUCUUUACCCUCAAAGGUAUUGUGCAAAUGAUGGUUUGACCUAGGCAAAUUGAAGGAAAAUGUCUGUAUUGUAUUUCAGCUUUGGACCAUCUGAACCAAGUAGAUCAGCACAAACAUUCCAAAUUAUCUAUUCGGCUGCUUCAGAAGGAGAAAGAAUAAUAAUUGUAGGGGUUUUGAAAGGCCUACAUCAUACAUGGGGUUUGAUCAGCACUCGUAUCAAGUUUAUCUCCGAAUUGUUCUUUUAAGGUGUAUUUUUCAAAGAAAACUCUUUUUUAAAUGUCAGGAAUUUAAUGAUUGUAUGAUGAAUUUACGUCCCCACUUCUAUUUGAGAAAAAAGCUCUUAAUGUUCAUAAGUUUUGAUUGGCUGACUGUUGCUUUGGUAACUGUCAAAGACAACUUACCCUUGCUGAUAGUCAUCAUGAAUGGUGCCCUGGUUUCGCCUAUUGAUAUGUACAAAAUACUUGUGGAAUAUUCUUUUAGUUCUUGCAGAGUUGGGGUUAUCAUACAGAAAUGUUUUAAAAGUAAAUAUGUUUCCUUACUGUUUGAGGUAGUGCUUCCAAAUCAAUACAAUAUCUUAGUAAAUGAGAUAAAUGCUUCUUAUAGUGAGCACAUAUAUUUCUUUCUUUCCUUUUUAUGGGGGUGACUGUUAAAUGAUAAAGUCCAACUUGUAUGGGUGCUUGUGUAGUCAAUGAUAACAGUAGAAGGUAUACAGAAGGGAAAAUAUGUCUGGUUGUCAUUCAAAACUAAAGUUUUGAUUUUUCUUUUCUUUUGUUUGAUGUUUAAAUGUUGUAAAGCUGCAUUUUUGUCCUGUACAAAGAAAUUGUUUCAGUAAUGCAGGUUAUGUACAUUGUAAAUAUCACCCUUAUUAUUUUUGUGUGCAUGUUUGUCCUGUAGCGCUCCUUUUUUCCGUGUACUUCUUAGAAUGAACAAUAAAAAAAAUUUGUAUAUUUCAAA